GGGGCGGGGGCGGUGCCGGUGGUGUCGGGCCGGGUCGGGAGCGCCCGGUCCGGAGCCCGGCGCGGGGCCGGUGGAGACAAGAACUGCAGCACAGUUUUUGCUACUGAACCUGACCACUGUCAAUAAUGGCAAGACUCCCAAGAGCUGCACCAUAUACCCUGUGGGUCCUUCUUUUUUCAUAUACAGCAAAUGAAGGACACGUACAGGAAUUUGCAUGCUUCACUGACUAUGACAAAGAGCUGGUUUGUCACUGGAAGGUGUCUGCACAGACCAAUUGCUCCAAACAAUUCCUGCUCUACUACAGCAAGGAAGCUUCUUCUGUGUUAAACAUGUGUGUUCCUGAGAAUGAAAAAGACAGUUUAAGGUGCACUUGUACAAUAUAUCCAGAUUAUUUUGUGUCAGGCCUCACAUAUAUUCUAGCCCUACAAUUCAAUGGCACUGAUGUGUGGAAUUUCAAUGUUACACCAGCCCUUGUUGUUAAGCCGAGGGCCCCCAAAAAUCUUGCCAUUGAGAAAGCUGAAAAUGGUAACUUCAACCUGAGUUGGGAGGAGAGCCACUCUCCUUCAUCCUUGCUCUCUGGACAGCCAGUCAUCUAUGAAGUGAGGUACUGGAGGAAGCAGCACCCGACAGAGGUUUCUGUUAAAGCAAUUAACUACCAGGCAAAAAGCUUUGAGAUUACUGCCAGCUCCUUGAAGAGAGGCUACGAUUAUGUUGCAAGUGUCAGGUGUAACUACAUGGACUUCCCAGCCUACUGGAGUGAAUGGAGUGAAGAAGUUGAAUUUCACUAUGAUUACCCGGCGAGGGCUGAAGACAUUCUGCAGAUGGCUGUGCCCACAUCCUGCGUACUGAUCAUGGCAGGAUCUGUAAUUUGUUACUUCUGUGUCAGCAGGGUGAAGAAAGAAUGGUGGGAUCAAAUCCCAAAUCCAGCAAAGAGCCAUUUGGUUGCAAAAAAUGUCAAGUUUUCAGUUUCGUGCCACUUUGAUGAAAUUAAGUUCCCAUUCCAUGACUUAAAGCAGAGUCAUAUGGAACAACAAAUAAGUUGCAAGAGCUGUCUGGCUCAAAGUUUGUCAAGCCAAAACUUCAAGGGAAAAGAUAACAUCAGAAAUGUUGAGAAAUCUUGCAGUUGCCACAGCAAGUCUGGAGAGUGGUUGCCAAAAGGCAGCAGUGCAGUUUUAACCCCUGUUACCACACCAGUCGAAGAGUGUGUAGAAAUCUCUCUGUGUUUAACAGACAGUGAAACUGAGACCCAAGAAGAAACUGGCAACCAGAUGACCGUGUUGGAGCCCUGUGAAGGCAGCAUUGGUGCUUUCAGAGAGCACAAUGAGUUACUGGCUAACAUGUUUGAUGCACUCCUGGCAGAUGAAAAUAACAUGCAAGACAAUAAGGGCCCAAACAUCCCCACAGCUGAGAAAAAAUCCUUAAAGAACAUGGGGUCAGAAAACCCAUCACAGCAAAAUCCAAAAGAAAGCCCAGCCCAGAGUCUGCAACCAUGUGAUAUUUCUCAUACAGCUCCCCUUUUCACCAGAGCCUCUAAAGAUGACUACAAUUGCAGUACAGCCAGCAAAGAGUCAGAGCUAUCAGAAGAAUCCUUUGAAUCUGGCUAUCAGAGCUCCAGUAUAAAUUCUGCUUCUCUGGAUGCAAGAGAUCUUCAACAAAUGGUUCAUCAAAGCCUUUUCCUGUGUGGUUCUGAAAGUGAGCUUGACUCUUGUGUCCUGAUCCAGGAGUCUACAGAUAAAUCAUUGUCUGGAGCCAAAACAGACAGAAUGAACAGCCCUGCAGACAAGAGUUUUGACAGCUUUGUGUCUGCGUCCACGGGCUUGUGUGGCUCUGGCUACAAGAGCUGUGACACGCUUUUGUCUCCAUCCCCAGAGCCCCGUGGCUCUGCCUACAGGAGCUUUGAUGUGCUGGUGUCCGCAGGCAAGGAGCCCAGCAGCUCUGCCUACAGGAGCUUCAGUGCCCUGGUGUCCCAGCCCGUGGCUGGCAGGGGCCUGGCUCUGGCCUCUGCAGGUGAGCCCUCCUCCCUGCCCGUGCCAGGUGCCCCAGGGACGCUGGAGUGCAGCUGCAGAGCUCACGGCGCUCAGCCUGCCAGCAGCCCCCCGUGCUCCAGCAGCCUCAGAGCCCCCCGCGCCGAGCUGGGCCUUCCAGACGCCUGUGCAGAGCACGCGGAUUUUCUGUCUUUCUCCACACAUGCAAGUGAAGGUGCUUCAUUUUUUCUUUCAGAGGAAGAGACACAUAAGCAAGUAAUGUAUCAAAAUGUUCAAAGGAAAGCAAAUACAAUUUCUUGCCCCGUUGCACCUCAGCCCUCUGGUUAUCAGCCUUUUGGCAGUGCAGGUAAACAGAGCAGUCUGUACUGGGACAGUGACAAUGAGGUUCUCUCUACAUCACUAGGUGAGUCCUUCAUUCAUCUGUGCAACAGCCUGAGUGAAGCACCUGCAGACACUGCAGUCUGUGAACCUGGCCCGAGGAUACAGGACAGUGUGUGUUUGACUGUCCAGGGCUCUGACUGCACCAUUGUCCCAGGUUUAGCAUCUGGUGAGAAUGGCACACAGACUGGUGAUGGCAGCCCUCAGAUCAACAGUGCUAAUGAGCUGUCUGGUGAUAGCAAUGGUGGGAACACCAGCAGAGAUGAACAGCUGGUGCAUUUGUUAGAGAUGAAAUGUCAAGAUUUAAACAGCAGAGGAAGAGCUACAAAGGGAACAAAAUGGAAAAGCUUUAACCCUUCUGGUAAAGUAAUGCAAGAGGGUGGUGAUAACAGACUAAAACACUGACUUGCACUGCCACUCAGACAACCACUUGAGGGAACUUGGAGAUGCAGGGGGAAGUGAAGAGGUGCUGAAGCAUGCAGAUGGGGGUGGGGCUGUGGCUCAGCAGUCAGCUCACCAGCAUGGCUGGGCAGUGCUGGGCUAAACUUAGGAAAACUGCAGAGCCCCUGGAGCUCCAUGGCUCAGACAAGGUGUUACCUUGUCAUCUUGGGAGUAGCUCCUCUCCUGAUUCUCGCACAGUGUGUGGGGACCCCAGACUGGCACUUGCAGUUAAAAAAAAGACCAGUAGAACUGUUAAUGGAAAACAGCAGGAAGAAUGGGAAAAAGAUGAAACUUGUGCAAACCCUUGCCCAAGAGGAUAACUGCUGUAUGGAGGUAGGCUAGCCACAUAGUUCAGCCACUAGACUGAACCAGUCUUUGGAAGUGAACUGUAUGGCAAGUUGAAUAGUUGCUUGUUUUUUCAAUCACGACUGAAGUGAGGGCUGCUGCAGGCCAGCCAUGGUUCAUUGGGUUGUAGCACUCCUGCCUGCCUGGGAGUGGCAGCUGGGGCAGGAGGCAGAGCCCUGGGACAGCUGGGGUUAGUGCCCAGCAGUGGCAGCCACAGCUCACGGGACGAGGCCAGAGCUGGUGUCUCCACCUGUGAGCAGUCUCUAAAAGGGAGCAGCAGCUGCAGGAAGCAGAGUUCCUAGUACAGCUUCUGUGGUUAUUGGCCUGGCUGUGUGUUGCUUGGGAAGCACACAAAGGUGAUGUGGAACGGGCUGACACACCUGAAAGUGGGAUAUAGGUCUGGGUCCAAAGGGAAGGUGAUUGAUUUAUCACACAGCUUCCAUAACUUACUUAUUUUGGGUUCCAUAACUUACUUAAGUCCUGUGUGUUUAGCCCUGGCAUGGGAUGUAUGUUUCUAUAUCUGCUCAAUUAAAUAAAUAUUUUCUAUACCUGCUCAAUCAAAUAAAUGAAAUAAAGAUUACCAUCAUUUGCACUUACGCAGUGCU
Ficedula albicollis (Collared flycatcher) is the source of this 3754-nucleotide messenger RNA. It is a transcript of the gene IL4R, whose product is annotated as interleukin 4 receptor. Gene Ontology annotation, cellular component: external side of plasma membrane; membrane. Gene Ontology annotation, biological process: cytokine-mediated signaling pathway; production of molecular mediator involved in inflammatory response. NCBI's taxonomy places the organism in Eukaryota, Metazoa, Chordata, Aves, Passeriformes, Muscicapidae. Gene Ontology annotation, molecular function: cytokine receptor activity; protein binding. Bases 126 to 2768 code for a protein of 880 amino acids. The transcript has 10 exons. The record is from RefSeq and is a predicted model, not a curated record.